AUGGAGAACGAACGCGGAGAACUCGUAGACCUCUACAUCCCACGCAAGUGCGACGCCACCAACCGUAUCAUCCGCCCCAAGGAUCACGCUUCUGUGCAGAUCGCCAUUGCCAAUGUUACAGCUGAAGGCCGCGCAAUCCCCGGAGACAACAAGUCGUUUGCCCUCGCUGGCUUCGUCCGCGCAAUGGGUGAGGCUGACGACUCGUUGAACCGCCUGGCUCAACAGAGUGGAUAUCUGGAGAAGGUGUGGAACGCUGUCAAAUAA
Messenger RNA from Bipolaris zeicola 26-R-13, 264 nucleotides. RefSeq lists its product as uncharacterized. Bases 1 to 264 code for a protein of 87 amino acids. Gene Ontology annotation, cellular component: ribosome; cytosolic small ribosomal subunit. The transcript is spliced from 2 exons. Lineage: Eukaryota; Fungi; Ascomycota; Dothideomycetes; Pleosporales; Pleosporaceae. The record is from RefSeq and is a predicted model, not a curated record. Gene Ontology annotation, biological process: endonucleolytic cleavage to generate mature 3'-end of SSU-rRNA from (SSU-rRNA, 5.8S rRNA, LSU-rRNA); translation; endonucleolytic cleavage in ITS1 to separate SSU-rRNA from 5.8S rRNA and LSU-rRNA from tricistronic rRNA transcript (SSU-rRNA, 5.8S rRNA, LSU-rRNA). Gene Ontology annotation, molecular function: structural constituent of ribosome.